Messenger RNA from Notolabrus celidotus (New Zealand spotty), 4964 nucleotides. It is a transcript of the gene zpax1, whose product is annotated as zona pellucida protein AX 1. The transcript has 23 exons. Lineage: Eukaryota; Metazoa; Chordata; Actinopteri; Labriformes; Labridae. The coding region runs from base 2157 to 4946 and encodes 929 amino acids. The record is from RefSeq and is a predicted model, not a curated record.
UCAUAUCCGCAGUAAGAAAACAAACCUGAGAGGAUUUUAACUCAUGGAGGAGCAUACUUCUCAAACGCUUGAACAUGCUCACUCUGAGUUUAAAAAGCAGAAUUAUAAACAGGCGGAAGAAUUAUACUCGGAGUUUAUCUCUUCAUGUUUACAGUCCAGGGGAUGUGACGCUAAUCACUUGGCCGCUGCCUUUAACAACCGUGGACAGAUAAAGUACCUCCGAGUGGACUUUCAUGAAGCAGUGGAGGAUUACACUUCAGCGAUACAGUCUGACAGCAGCUUUGAAACGCCUUACUACAACAGAGGACUCAUUCACUAUAGAUUAGGGUUUUUCGAUGACGCCAAGAGUGAUUUCCAGCAAGCUUUAAAGCUCAAUCCAGACUUUGAAGAUGCCAAAGUGAGCCUGCAACAGACACUUCUGGAUCAGCAACAUAAGACCAACAGGGGAUACUGAAACCUCAUGGUUUACCGAGUGCAUACUUCAUAUACCAUGGAAUGUGAAACGAUGACUGUUCUGAUUGUCAACUGACUUUAAGUGCAACAAAUGAACAUGUCAUCAUUGAAUCUGAAGAUAAAAUGUUGUAUUAUUACGUGAAAUAUCAGCGUUAAUAUUAACCUAUAAGUGAGGCACAAACAACUAAACAAUCUGCAAUGACACAAAAAAAAGACUGCAUGAUAAAUUCAAAAUGCAAAAACAUGCACAUAAAGUUUUCACCCCACUGAUCCAGGCAGACAUUUAUCUUGGUCUUUGUUCAACAGAGUGUUGAAAAUUAAUUUUGCGCACUGAGUCAAGACUGCUUCAUUUUGAAAAAUUGUAAUAGCCCCAUAAAUAAAAUAAUGUAAUUGUAUAAGUCUGGGUGUAGACGGCGAGACUGAGCGACCCUGGCAUUGCAGGUAAAAUGAUGAGCUUUGGUUUUACUGUCAGUAAUAAAGACAGUGAGGGAGGUUAGUGGGUAUCAAACAAACUGUAAUCAAGGUUUCACAUACAGGCGUCUCAGCUGUAAAGAGAAAACGUUUUUUAUUGAAGUUGGACAUAUUAAGUGACAUCUUUUCACAAAGUUGUUAAAUUCAUAGGGAAUCAGUGGUACAUGCAAUAACUGAUUUAUGUAGAAAUGCCUGAUAGAGCAGAGACAGCCUGAGUCCAUCACUAUUAUCUUCUUACAUAUUAUUAAACUAAUUAAACCUAUCUCCUCUAAAGGUCUGCUCAGUGAACACAGAACAUGCUACACUUCAUUUUAAGAUAGUCCACCACUAAUAAUGAAGACAAGUCUUUUACUUAUAUAAAAAAUGGAAGGCAGUUAUCUUUUUAUCCCUGGAAACUUGCAUUACAAAUUCUUGCUGAACAAAUCUUUGAUAUUCAUGGAAGGGGGGCUCAACAUUUUUAUUCCAUGUGUUCAGUGGUGUGUCCAGAGACCCCUUGAAAUCCAAUUGGCCACCCAAUCCUAAACUAUGAUUGGCUGUUUGCCUUGUCAGAGGUGGGGUUUCUGUUAAAAUCUACUAUUUGGGAUUAGUUAAAAGGCUGACAGUAGAUUUCUUUAUUAGUGCCCCUCAAAUGUGACUUUGAAAAAAAAAUGUUUUAAGUCCUUAAAGAAUUGAGCUUAGAAGAUUUAUGCCUCUUAAUAUAACCACUGUUUAAUACUUUAAGGAAAGUAGGUUGUGAAGACAGAAAGGGUGAAUAUUAUUUAUUUGUAAAUGCACUGUCCACUGCACAGUUCUGGACACGCCCCUGCAUGUGUUGCACAUUUCAGAUAUUUUCUAAAGUUCUAAAGCAUAUGAUAUAUGAUGAUAUAUGUUCAUAUAAAUCUUAUACUUACUCUAUAUUUAGCAGUGAGCAAAUGAUUAAAAUGAUGGUAUGGACGUCUUGAGUACAAUAUAUUUCUGGUGCCAAAAACAAAUGUAUGCAUGUUUAAAUCAAGUGAACAAUAAUUUUUUUUUAAAGUAAGUGAGUCUUUUUAUCCCUGUUUAAUUGUACACAGUUUUCUUAGAAGCUGCCUGUGAGUGGGUGGAGAGAAACUGAUGUACCUCAGCUGUGCAUUGUCAUUAACCGAUACAUAAAACACCUGGGUGAGACUGAGUUAAGCAGCCAGGGUUGGUUUGUUGCUGGGGGCUUGCUGGACUCCUGUUGUUUUAGUGUUUGACUGUGAUUAGACUGCAACAUGUGGACGCUUGAGAACAUGUUUUUUUGGAACUUGAUGGCCGCCGUAAUCUUCUUGGGGCAAGCAAGGCCAAAAUUAAAGCAAAAUAAUUUGCAGUCAAGCAGUGGAUUAAGGUCAGAUUGUGCAGGGAAUCUCAUGAGGCUCUCCUUGGACAAAGCUCUGGCAGUGGGGAACCAGCUCGAAGUGGAAGCCCUUAAUGGCACCCAGCAAAUUGUGCUGACACCAAGCUUGGCUGCUCAGUGUGGGUACAGCAUGGAGUCUGACCCAUGGGGAAACACCAGGAUCUACACAUCUCUGAUGGCCUGCUAUGUGGACAACAAAGAAGAUACCACGUUCAAUAUGGGCUUAAGACUGCGAAUGUACAGCCAGAGUUCAUCAGAUGUUAUCAGUCAUGAUGUGACGCAGACCUGCAGCUACACUCGCUGGGCCUCCAGAGAGAUUCUGUGUGACAGGAACUACAUGGAAGUGUCGAACUACAUGGCCACACCUGAUGCACAAGCUGAAACUAAGGGGCAAGCUCCGGAAGACAACUCCAAGAUGAUUGCUGUCCCUGAAGCCUCUGGUGCAGCACACGGUAUCUGGAAGAUGACCUUUUACACUCCAGAGCCGGUGUCGAUGGUGCUGAGGGAGGCCGAGCAAGCUGGCUAUGGUGCUAUGAUGACCUCCAACCGUCUGGUCAUGCGCAGCCCAUUCAACACAGCAGAGACUUUCUCAGAGGAUGUGGCUGGAGUCCCUAUGGAAGUGUUCAGAGCGAGUGCGUACUACAAGGGACCACAUGGUCUGAAUGUGGUUAACUUGGCAGCUGCCUGUCCCACAGGUGGUGUCCUUUUCACUGAGGAUGCAAUCUCUUGGCAUGUGCCUCGCCGAGUGACUCCUUUGAUAGACGGUGGCUUUAAAAUCAUAGAAAUGCACAUGGGCAUCAACGGGCAGCGGCUGGAUCACUCUCAGAUGGCCACACAGGGGUACACGCUAACCACCACAGACUUCCACAUUAUCAUCGAGAUCCCAGUGGGCUCGCCUGACGGUUACUAUAAGAGCCAUGCCCCAGAUUACCAAUACCACAUCACGUACUCUGUGGAGCCCAUGCUGGAGAUGCUGUGGCGGGUCGACAACACCCAAGAUGACACUAGAUACAAGGUUUUGUUCCCCAUCACCACCCCUUUGAUGCCCCGACCUCCACACGCUUAUGACACUACUAUCCCAGAGGACCGCAUGUUCAGUGUUCAUGUGGGGACUUUCCUUCAUGAUGUGGAGCUGAGGAACAUCUCAUUUGCCACUGGGGUUCUCACUGUGGAGGAAAUCAAUGCCAGAGGGUUCAGUAUCCAGACGCACGUCUUCCCCAACGGAAACAAGAGCGUCUCUCUGACAGUGCCCUUUAAUGCUGAUGUUGUCCUGAAGCACAACCCUGAGCCCUUGGUUACAUCCUACUUCCUCCCCCUGGUCUUUGGGUUUGUCAUUCUGCCAGAGGAAACUCUAUUUGCCCAUCAAGAGAACCUGCAGGCAUCUCUGCAGGAUGUCGUGCUACCCACUGUCACCGGCACCUGUGACCAGAACCUGUUUUACGUCAGCGUGACAUACGGGAACCAAGGCAACAACUUUCAAACCAUGGUUGGGCCUCGACUGCUAACGCCUGAGAUGGCAGAGAUUUACAACUUCAGAGAGAACAAAACGCACUUCAGCCUCGUGGUGCCGUUCAAUGCAAAAGACACAGCAUUUGAGCUGUUGGCGUCGGAUUCAGUCAGAGCCAGACUCGACAUUCUUCUAUACGAGCCAAUCAACAACUGGGUGCUUGCUGAUCUGUACCUGGCCUGUCACUUCCCCUUAACCACAACCAAGUGCUUCCAAAAUGGCACAAUGAAUGCUCUGGCUGUAAAGGUGGAGUCUGUGCAUAAUCUCAUCCCCGGUCAGCUGACUCUAAGAGAUCCGUCCUGCAAACCUGUGUUCAGCGACGAUCGUUUUGCGCAUUUCUCCUUCAGUGUGGAUUCCUGUGGCACCACCAGAACUUUCUUUGAUAACUACAUGCUGUAUGAAAAUGAAAUUGGCCUGUAUUACAACAAGAAGCGCAGCUACAACAAAAGAGGAGUAGCCAACACCUCACCCAUUGAUCCUGAUUACAAGCAAACAAUUUCCUGCUACUUUGUGGUCAAUAACACACAAAGCGUUUCAUUCGGCUACAAACCCAGAAGCAGUGCGCCCUCAGCAGAGAUUGGCUCAGGACAGCUGAUGGUACAAAUGAGGCUGUCUCAUGAUCCUUCAUACACGCUCUUCUACCACCCUGAAGAUUAUCCAGUGGUCAGACGUCUGAGGCAGCCUCUGUAUUUCGAGGUGGAGUUGAUGCAGUUGACUGAUCCGCAGUUGGAGCUCAUCUUGGAGAACUGUUGGGCGACACUGCACAAGGACAGGACGUCAGUGCCCAGCUGGGACAUCAUUGUGGACAGCUGUGAGAAUCCCGAUGACGGCUAUGUGACCCUCUUCCAUCCUGCAGUAAGGGACUCCAGAGUCACGGUGCCAUCCCACAUCAAGCGCUUCUCUAUAAAGAUGUUCACCUUCACCAGAGAUGAAGAGGUUCUGAAAGACGAGAUUUACGUCCACUGUGAUGCAGUAAUCUGUGACCCAAACAGUCGAGCAGACGGUGUUUGCAGAGGACAGUGUGCGCAAACUCAAGGCACAAGUAACUCCAGACAUCAAGAGAUAAAAGGGGUGAAAAGAGAACAAAGAAGCACAGACUCCAAACACCAAAGGCUUUCCUCUGGACCCAUUCUUCUAUUGUCACCAGACUUGAAACUCUGAAUAAACUUGUGUUCUUAA